CCACGAAAUGGCGGCACUAAUCAGAACGUCGGUAGACUUAGGACGAUGAGGAAGUGUAUAGUUGUCUUUUAGCCAUGUUCUGUCGUUUGUAAUAGUGCUGUGUAAAAAUGAAGUUUGUGGAUGCGAGACUCAAUCUGUCGUUUCAUGUGCGACGGUGAGUCAAAGAAAUUGGCAUGUGUUCGCUCAACAGAACAUUGUAUGCUCGUGCAGCAAUCGUAUAAGAAAACUACGAUGGAUUUUUGUACGCGUCGGAGUCUGACACCCGCUGGCCUAAUGGAGCCGCGUACUCUUGCUAUCCCGUUGGCUUUGUUGACAUUCGUCAUAUUAGCAGCUAAUGCAAGUGGAUUGUAUUUUACUAUUGAACCACAAGAUGUAGUAGUUGAACAGGGAAAUCCUGCUAGAUUGGAUUGUGAAGCAAAUAGUAGUUUUGGGAAACCCAAUAUACAGUGGAGAACUGAUGAUGGACAACCAAUCAAUUUUAUUGGAGAUAGUUAUAGAUCUCAAUUAAGUAAUGGAUCUUUAUAUAUAAAUAGUGUUUAUGGCACUAGUUUGGAAUUGACUGGAAGCUAUCAAUGUUUAGCUUCUGUAGAUGAUAUUGGAGCUAUUGUUUCUCGAAUUGCCACAAUUAAAAUUGCUAGUUUACCAGGAUUUGAAAAAGAACCUCAAGAUACUAUGGUUUAUCCAGGACAAAUUGCAUAUUUAAGUUGUACACUUCUUACAACUUCUAGUUCAUUGAUUAUACAAUGGUUAAAAGAUGAACAUCCAUUAAUAAUAUCCACGGAUAGUCGGAUGACAAUUUUGCCAUCAGGUGCAUUAGAAAUUGAUAAUGUUAAAAUGAAAGAUGUUGGAUCAUAUAGAUGCAAUGCUAGUAGUUAUGGACAAUAUAGACUUAGUAAUAAAGCUCAAUUAGGAUUGUUAACAAGUGAUAUUGAUCAAGAAAGUACUCCACCAGUUUUUAUUGCUAAACCAUUACAACAAGUAAUUACUGAAGGAUCAACAAUUACACUUGAGUGUGCUGCUAAUGGUUACCCAAAACCAAGUAUACUUUGGUUAAAAGAUGGUGUUGCUAUUGAUCUAACAUCUUUUAAAUCUAGAUAUAGUAGAAUUGCUGCAUCUAGUCUUGUGAUUAGCAAUGUUGAAGAAAUAGAUAAUGGUUCUUAUCAAUGUCGCGCAGAAAAUGAAGUUGAAAUAUUAGAUGCAACUGCUGAUUUAAUUGUACAAGUUCCACCAAGAUUUAUUAAAAAACCAGAAGAUAAAAUAGCUAGCGAGAAUCAAGAUUUAGAAUUUGAAUGCGAAAUUUAUGGUAAGCCUCAACCAAAAAUUACAUGGCUCAAAAAUGGAGAACGUAUUACCUUGAGUGCAUAUUGGCAAAUUGUUAAUGGUUAUAAUCUUAGAAUUAAUGGUCUAUUACCAAUAGAUGCUGGAAUUUUUCAAUGUAUCGGAACAAAUUCCGCUGGAACUGUUCAAGCUGCAGCGCGUUUAACAAUUAAUCAACCUAAAAAGGCAAUUUCCCAUAAAUCAACUACUCCAAAGACAGUUCCUAAAAAGAAAUUAUUAUUGCAUCGGCAAUUGUAUAAUAAAACGUGGCAGCAUCCGAGUACUCUUUUAGGUCACACAAUGUCUGCAUUUACACCCAAUCCACCACUUUCCAUUAGUCCCUCUGAUGACCCUGCAGAUCUUCCUGGAUCUGUUAGAUUUCCUAAUUCCCAUUACGAUCCAAAAUCCCCUUUUAUAGAUGACACAGACAGUUUGGAAUCGAUAGAAGGAAGUGUUCCAUCAGCACCAAGGAAUUUAAGUCUCGUCAUUGUCACUGCUAGAUUCGUAACUUUAAGAUGGCAAGAACCUGAAAAUACAAAUGGAGAGAUUCUAAAUUAUUACAUUUAUUAUAAACAAGAAGGUGCUCAAAGAGAAAGAGUUAUUAAUACACAACAAAAAUUAGAGGCAGUAAUACGAGGUUUACAACCAAGUAUGACAUAUCACUUUCGAGUGGUUGCUUUGAAUGAAAGAGGUUCUGGAAUAUCUAGUGAAGUAUUACAAGUUACUACACUUACUGAGGCCAAUGUUCCUGGAGCCCCAUUGAAUUUAGAAGGAUAUGCCACAAGUAGUGUGAGCAUUGCAUUAUCUUGGGAAGAACCACAAGUUACUAAUGGCAAAAUUUCUAAAUAUAUAAUUACAUUUGUAGAGGGUGACAAUGAGGAAAUAACGCGUGAAACUACUAGCACAAUGCACGAUUUAAUAGAUCUCGUGCCUUAUACAGAAUACAGUAUUAAAGUUCAAGCUGUAAACGAGAAUGGUCCUGGUGUGUUUAGUAGAGAUAUUGUAGUUCGAACUUAUAGUGCACAACCUACUCAACCACCACACAAUGUCACUGUAGAACCAGUUAGUCCUACAAGUAUCAUGAUAAGAUGGGAACCGCCACUCGAAGGACAAAAUGGGAUUAUUACUGGUUAUAAAAUUCGUUAUCGCCGUCAUGAUCGAGCAUCACCACCAGUAAAUAUAGCAACUGAAGGAAAUCAACGUUCACGAGUGCUCACAGGACUUGAGAAACAUGUUGUUUAUCAAAUUCGUAUAUGUGCCUUAAAUGUAAAUGGAACUGGACCUUGGACAGAAUGGAUACAAAUAGAAACAUAUGAAACUGAAUCUGAUGAAAAUCGUGUACCAAAUACACCCAGCAAUUUAAGAACAAAAGUAAUGUCGGAUUAUAUACAAGUUUUUUGGAAUCCACCAAAAGACCAGAGCAUUAAAGUGAAAGGAUAUAAACUUGGAUGGGGAAAAGGAGUUCCAGAUGUUGAAGUACGUCUUCUUGAUGGAAAAGAACGAUCUUUCACUAUAGAUCAAUUAGAACCAAUCACUGAAUAUGUUAUAUCCUUAAGAGCAACAAAUGAUGCUGGUGAUGGUCAGCCAGCAUAUGCGAACGUGAGAACUACAGAACGCUCUGUAUCUGAAUUUUCUGCACCUUUAUUGCCGCCUGUUGGUCUUAAAGCUUCUGUUCUUUCUGAUACUACUGUUGUAUUAUACUGGACUGAUACAACUUUGCCAAAAACUCAGUUUGUAACGGAUAAUCGAUAUUACGUAGUGCGUUAUACAUCGCAUCAUCAUAGCAGCAAUCCUCGUUAUAAAUAUCAUAAUGCCACUGAUCUUAACUGCAUGAUAAAUGAUUUAAAACCUAAUACAUUAUAUGAAUUUACAGUCAAACUUGUGAAGGGAAAACGAGAAUCAUUAUGGAGUAUGGUUGUUUCGAAUCAAACUCAAGAAGCUGCACCUAGUUCUGCUCCUAGGAAUCUAACAAUUCAAAGUAUCGAAGAUCGUCCAACUUCAGUUUUAUUGCGUUGGCAACCUCCUAAACAACCAAAUGGACCAAUUACAGGAUAUAUUAUUUUUUAUUCAACUGAUAAUACAAAAUGGGAUCGUGAUUGGUUAAUAGAAGGCGUAAUUGGAGAUAAAACUGAAUUUAUUGUAAAAGGACUACAACCAAGUAUGACUUAUUACUUUAAAAUUCAAGCACGCAAUUCAAAAGGAUAUGGUCCUUUUUCUACAACUUAUCCAUUUAAAACUCCUCAGAGCAGUGGUAUGGAUGUCUAUGAUGAAUUGCAUGACCGAGAUGGACGAGGACUUUCAAAUAUAUUAAUUUAUAUUAUUGUGGGUUGCUCUAUUGUUCUUGUCACUGGUAUAGCAGUGGUAGUUGUUGUUAUAUGUUGCAAACGCAGUCCUGAUACACCUGAUAGAAAAAAAGGAUAUAUGAAAGAUACCAAUCAAAAAACAAACAUUAAACCGCCUGAUUUGUGGAUUCAUCAUGAUCAAAUGGAACUCAAAGCGCUUGAAAAAUCUUCAAUCAAUGGAGAAGCAUCUACUAGUGGUGUAGCUAGUAAUACUUUACCUAGAUCAAACAAUCAAGAAUAUAAUCAAGAGAAUGUGCAUGGAAAUUCUAGUUCAUUGGAUAAACGUACUUAUGUGCCAAGUUACAUGGGUAAUACUGAUGAGAAGUGUUCGACCCUGAGUAGACAACAUAGUCGAGGAAGCCACAAACCUAAACUCAUUACACUUCCCGUUGACAGUGCAUCUUUACAUCAACCUAUAGCGACGGCCACACCGAUCGUAAAUACAAGUAUGUCACAACCAACGAUUCACACGUCGUGUAACGAUACACCAUCUGCAAGGCAAAAUUAUCCUCGAACUGUGGCACAGUAUAGUUUAAGUCGAGCACAUAUUACCUUAGAACCAACACCAGAAUCGAGUCCAGAUUCUUGCAAUAUUUCAACUUCAUACGAACCAAUGCAAAAUCAACAAUUACCAUAUGGUACAAGCAGUCAAUCAUAUAGUGGAAAUACUCAAUAUGCUUCGGGACACUAUAGCAAUAGUAAUCAACCAUCAAGUACAAGCAGUGGAACUGAUGGAGCUAGUGGUAGUAAAAGAAUGCAGGGACAUCCUUUAAAAAGUUUUAGCGUACCAGCACCUCCACCUCAAUCUGCCCCUUCGACACCAGCCCAACAAAAACAUGGUGUUUCUCAAGUUACUGUAAGACCUACAAUGUCCGGAAGUCCGUAUAAGAAGCCACAAAGUUCUGCACAAUUAGCAAAGAAUAGAUUGGCUUCAGUUUCAAAUCCGGUGCAUACUUCAGAAGAAGUUGAACGAUUGAAGCCUUCUUAUAGUACAGAAGAAUUAAAUCAAGAGAUGGCUAAUUUAGAAGGUCUUAUGAAAGAUCUAAAUGCCAUAACAGCAUCUGAAUUUGAGUGCUAGAAGAGGUUCCUAAACCUUGUGCCAUCUCAAUUCAAUAGACUGCAAUGAUACAUUCUCAAUGUUAGUACCUGAGAAAUAGAUGUAAUAUGUGUUACACGUCGAAACUUUUCGCGGAGUUUAUAUACACAAUUGGCAAUGGAUGAUCAAUGGCCGAUGAACGGUCUCAGUUAUAGAUUUUUCGAAUCCCAGUGAUAUGGACUAGAAUGAAUUUUCUUCCUAGUCAAUUUACUUUUUCCUCUGGUACUAACGUUGCUUUUUAUAAUAAAAUGCAAAGUAUACUUGCCAAUGUUUUUUGACACUGCCAUCUUCUUGUAACGGACUUGUAUUUUGCAAGAACGUGAGUAAUAUGGUUUGAAAGUGUUGACAAAAAGAUUGAACAUUUCAUUAUGGAUUUUUAACAGUGUAAUUUUGUGCAUACAGUGUGUGCAAUUUAAUUCAAUCGAGAUAAAAGGAAAUCGAUAAGUUCGCUUAUUAUCGAUAAUCCUUUUUAUAUUAUAUUAUAUUAUAUUAUAUUAAAUUAUUAAUUCAAUGAAUUCACGGUGAAGAAAAACGAUUUUAGCGUUUUUCAAUUCUUAUACGUAUAAAAAUGAUUGGUAAUAUCGUAAUUACCAUUUAUGUGCUUCAUACAAGAAUAAUUAUCUUGCCUAGAAAGAAAAAGAAAUAAUUCGUACUACAUUCAAAAACUCACGCGUUCUUUGCCAUGAUUUUGUAACUUAUACUCAUCAGAGUACAUUUUAUAUAACAAUAAUAUCGACUGCCAUACUUACGCUUAAGAUGGCUAGAUCACGUGAGUCUCUUAAUCUAAUUAAUUUAUAAGUUCAUUACAGAAGAUAGGAAUAUUUUUUUAUGCCUUCUUUAUACCAUCAAAAUGUUUUUUCAUAAUAUUUUAUUAAUUUUCAAUAAUUGGUUAUUGGUUUAAAUAAUCAAAUUAGUUAAAUAUUAAUGAAUUAAAAUAAUAAAUUAAGAAAUUUUUUCAAUUUCAAAUUAUUUGUAAUUAUAUUAAAUGUUAUAAUUUAACAAAUUUUUUAUUUAUAUUUAUAUCAGGCCUGAAAUUCUCAUAUAUUUAUACAAAAAUUUUAAUUUCAAAAAUUUUUUGAACACUGUAUAAUGGCCUUAAAAUAUCUUUGUAUUAAGUUGCCCUGUACUCAGUGGCUUUGGCAGCUUGUAAAAGAAGUCUGUUCUUACUUAUGAAAAGUCGUACGCGUAUACCUUUAAAGUAACAAUGUAGUAUUACGAUCUCAUUGAGAAAUUAUUUUAGAAUUACAAAUGAACAUCGAGUAUGGGUAUUAUAUUAAGACAUAUAGCAUAUGAGAAUUAAUAAUAUAAUUAUUCGCAUUUUGCUGCGAGGAUCGUAUAUAUAUCGAUAUACGAUAGAAUUCAGUGAAAUAUCGAUAAUAUCGAUAGUGUCCAUGUAUUUACAAUUUUGAUAGUUUGUUUAACUAAAACAAGCAUUAUGUUUUAAUAUUCAACUAAGAUACAUAUGUCGGUCUAAUUAAUAGAAUUAAAUUAAAUUUGAGAGUCGUUUUGCAAACUAUUUUUUAUUCAACAUUUACAAAUUGUUAUUUGUAAGUAUUGUACGUUAUUUUAUUUGAAUAUAUUUGAACACAGCUAUGACGAUUUGCAAUUUACGUAUAAGUACUUUCCUAGAAACUGCCGAAUCGAAUUUCUCUAUGGAAAUGAAUUGAAGUAAUUAUGACGGACAGAUUUCAUAUAAAAUAUUAAUCUACAAUUUUUGACCAUAUCCGUCGAAAUAUAUAGAUAUAUCUCCUUCCAAUACUAGGAAUUUGCUACGUAAAUUUUAUACACAUUUUAUUGCUAUAUACAAGUCUCUGUAGUAUUAAUAAAUGAGAGACUUUAAAAAUGCAGGAAAAAUAACGAUUCUAACUUGAAAUAAAAAGGAAUGCGAUCAGGUAAUUUCGCAUGUAGUAUUUCAUAUUGUAUCAUCUUUAUAAACACUUUUGUAUUUUCUUAACGUUGAAUAUAAUUGUACAAAAGUCCAAAAUACACGUCAAAAAACAAUGCACCAAGGAUUCCCGUUGCGGUAAAGCCUAAUAUGAAAAUAGUACAAAGCAAUGUGUGAUACUCUUUGUGAUGCAAUGUCAGUCGGGAAUUAUGCAAAAAAUUAUCGACUCGUCCAGAGUAUUGCAUAUUACUCUAAUAUUUGCUGUUAGACGGGAAUUAUACCAUUCAUCUUGAGCAACGCGAAGCGAACAAGUUCUUUUAUCGUCGGAUUAGCUCUGAUUAGAAAGUUAAUAAAUUAGUAUUAAGAUAUACAUAUUCUAUCAUGCACAAUUUCAAUUCAUUUUUCGAUACAUUUUUCUUAUAUAUGAAAUAUUACGAACAAAGUGGCUGUAUGCUUAACUGAACAAGAAUUAUUCUAAGUAUCUUUCUUAUUUAUUAUUAAAUCAGACAUAUUUUAUGAAAAUAUUUUAUAAUUAGUAAAAUUAUUAUAUGAAAUUAUGAGACUAUGUGAGCUAUACCGAUAAAAAAAGAACAGCUUGUAUAUUAUAAAUAUAUAUAUAAAUAUUAUAUAUAAAUAUAAAAUUUGUAACUAUUGCGUGAGUUAAGGGGUGAUUUAGCUCUUUGUAAUUAAAAAAAGAAAUAGGUCUACAAAAAGGCCUAUAAAAAUAUUUUACCACAAAAGUAUAGUAGAUAUAUAUAAAAUAUAUAUUUAUCUAUGUAAAAUUAUUUAUUGAUUUUUACAUAUACUGGGAAUAUUGAAGAUAAAUGAAUAUUGCAAAAUGCUAGAGGCUGGUUGCUUUUAAUCAUUUCCAUUAAUACAUUAUUGUGAUCAUCGUCAUCUUUCAUUUUUCUCAAUAACAUUUAUUUUUUUUUUUUAACACAUUAGUUUUGUCUUUGAUCAGUGUAUUAUGGAUUUGUUAAGAUUAGCAUCAAAAUUUGAUGAUAAUCUAUAUCAUAAAAAGCUACAGGCCACUGAUGUAUAUAAACAUAGAACAACUGCCACUUUAUAAAAUAAUUAAGUAUUUAUAUAUAUAUAUAUAUAUGUAUGUAUGUAUGUAUGUAUAUAUAUGUGUAUAAUAUAUAUAUAUACAUAUAUGUAUGUAUAUACAUAUAUAUGUAUACAUCAUAUAUGUAUGUAUACACAUACAUAUAUGUGUAUAGCCAUUAUAAAAUAUAAUUAUUAUAUUUGUACAAUACGUAUAAGACAGCCAUCUCUAAUGAAACAUUCAUAACGAGUGUGUGAUAAUAUUUGUAAAACUUGAUAUCCAAUAAAUAAUCUUAUGUUCUUUACAAA
Messenger RNA from Apis cerana (Asiatic honeybee), 7993 nucleotides. RefSeq names its product neogenin protein frazzled (gene fra). Gene Ontology annotation, molecular function: protein binding. Gene Ontology annotation, cellular component: membrane. The record is from RefSeq and is a predicted model, not a curated record. Lineage: Eukaryota; Metazoa; Arthropoda; Insecta; Hymenoptera; Apidae. Gene Ontology annotation, biological process: cell-cell adhesion.